UUAUUGCUUUUUUUUGAAAGGAAAUGGCCAGUAAUGAGCUGAAAGAGAUUAGGAAAGCCAUGACGAAAGAAGCGAUCCGGGAGCAUCAGAUGGCCAAGACAGGAGGGACGCAGACAGACCUCUUCACCUGUGGGAAAUGCAAGAAGAAGAACUGCACCUACACCCAGGUGCAGACCCGCAGCUCCGAUGAACCCAUGACCACCUUCGUCGUGUGCAACGAGUGUGGGAAUCGCUGGAAGUUCUGCUGAUAUGUGCCAUGGCCCAAGAGCGGCAGCCAAACGCAGAUCUGAGUGCAACCUCCAUACGCCAGCUCCCACGGCAAUUGUGUAUUGUGUCCCAAGUGAGUUUGCAUUGUCACACGUACUGAGAGAGCAGCUGCAGGGAGGCCUGCCUCUCUGUUUGGGCCUCGGUGGAGAGCCACAGUAGUGGGCUGACAGUGGCAGGAGAGCUCACUAAACACACUUAGUCAUUAUUUUUCUCAUCUAAGCGAGUAUGGUCACUUUUUCUUCAAAACUAAUAUUAAACAUUUUUGUCAGUUUCUGACUUUUAUUUGAA
Molecule: messenger RNA, 555 nt
Organism: Coturnix japonica (Japanese quail)
Lineage: Eukaryota; Metazoa; Chordata; Aves; Galliformes; Phasianidae
Source: RefSeq, a predicted model, not a curated record